UCGUCGACCGAUAUAAAUAACUGCUCGCUUCGCACACUCCGGUCGCCAUCGAGCUCCUUGUUGCUGAACUCGCUUCUCUAGCUCUAAGCCUCUAGUUGCACAAGCUGGCAGGCUCAAGUGCUCUAGCUCCUCCUAACAGAAACUACACUAGAGAUCUCCGGCCGGCCGCCGGCGGCGCUGAUACACUGCAGGCACAUACGACGGUCGCGUUCAUGGCCGGCGGGUCGCCGUGCGCGUCCUGCAAGCUGCUCCGGCGGCGGUGCACCAAGGACUGCAUCUUUGCCCCCUUCUUCCCCGCCGACGACCCCCACAAGUUCGCCAUCGUCCACAAGGUCUUUGGCGCCAGCAACGUCAGCAAGAUGCUCCUGGAGCUGCCGGUGCAGCAGCGCGGGGACGCGGUGAGCAGCCUGGUGUACGAGGCGAACGCGCGGGUGCGGGACCCGGUGUACGGCUGCGUGGGGGCCAUCUCCUUCCUGCAGAACCAGGUGUCGCAGCUGCAGAUGCAGCUCGCCGUCGCGCAGGCCGAGAUCCUGUGCAUCCAGAUGCAGCAGCGAGACGGCUGCCAGGCCCAGGACGACGCAGGGCGAAGCGACGGCCACAGCCUGGCGGCCAUGCAGCAGAUGGUCGUCGACGACACCGCGGCGGCAGAGGCUUUCCUGAUGCAGAACGGCGGCGGCGGCUUCCCGCCGCAGCUGAUGAGCAGCUACGGCGGCGCGCCGGCCUCCAACGUGCAUCACUACGGGCAGCAGGACCACCUCAAGAGGGAGUCCCUGUGGACGUAGCUAGCUAGUCAAAGUCAACUUGUGUAGGACUUAGCUUGUCGCUAGCUAUGCACGUGUAGGGGUUUAGGUUAAUUGCGUUAUGAUGACUCUUCUCUUAUUUUUACAUUUUGAACUCCUCUCUCUCUCUCUACCUCUCCCUGCUGGUGUUGUUGUGUUGUACUAGGUGUUUGAUCCAGAAUUAGUACGAGA
Triticum urartu is the source of this 971-nucleotide messenger RNA. Lineage: Eukaryota; Viridiplantae; Streptophyta; Magnoliopsida; Poales; Poaceae. The record is from RefSeq and is a predicted model, not a curated record.